AUGUCAAAUCCAUUUGCUCAACAUAAUCAAUCACAAGGACCUCGUUUUGGAAAUGCGUACGAAAAUGAUCUACCUCCCAUGAGUUCAACAGGUUACAAUAAUGCAUGGGAAGAGUCCAACAAGACAGAAUACACAGCACCCAUGCCUGAACCCAUUCACACUACAGAUGCACCACCUCUCCACCAGCAACCGCAGCCGCAGCCGCAGCAGCAGAGUGCUUACAAAUUCACUGGCACUCCUUAUGCCAAUCAAGAGCAUCAGUAUACACCUGUGGCUACGCACGAAAAUGCAAAACCUAGUGUGGGCCCAAAGCCAUGGAAUGGAGAAACAUACCAGCCGCCUCAUCAAGGUCUUUUCUGGAUUCGAUUUAUUUUAUUGUGGGCGAGCGUGGGUCAUCUAGGUUUUGCUGCUGGUGCCAGACCUGUAACCUAUUUUUAUAUCGAAUUCAAGAAGAAAAAAAUGGCUGCCUUAUCGAUUCUUUGGUCGUGUUUUCUCGUACUUCAUUACUUUUACAGACGAGUGGCUAAAAAAUCCCAAAUCAACAGACCUGCCUUAUUUUUGAUUGAUUUUUUCAUGGUUGCCAUGUGGGGCGUGGGUGUCAUUGUAGAGGUCGUCAUGUUUCGCUGCACGGAUGGAAGCAAAUUUUGUCAGUUUUACGAUGUCAGCCUCUUUUUUGGUUGGGUUGCAUUUAUAGGCUAUAUUGUGGCCUUGCUCUUUGAUAUCUUUACCGAAUGUUGUCGUAAAAGAAGAUAAUUUUAAAAAUAAAAAAGCAUGUGUUUCCCUCAGUUGAGUGGACUAAACAGCAGCUGAUUUUUCUUUUUAUAACUCGUGAAUGAGUACAUUGUAAUAUCUGCUUGUUUCGAAUUAAAGUGUGUUCCUUGAUCUGCU
Mucor mucedo is the source of this 888-nucleotide messenger RNA. RefSeq lists its product as uncharacterized. Bases 1 to 753 code for a protein of 250 amino acids. The record is from RefSeq and is a predicted model, not a curated record. NCBI's taxonomy places the organism in Eukaryota, Fungi, Mucoromycota, Mucoromycetes, Mucorales, Mucoraceae. The transcript has 3 exons.